This is a messenger RNA of Athalia rosae (coleseed sawfly), 6069 nucleotides long. RefSeq names its product Golgi-specific brefeldin A-resistance guanine nucleotide exchange factor 1 (gene garz). Gene Ontology annotation, molecular function: guanyl-nucleotide exchange factor activity. The transcript is spliced from 15 exons. The record is from RefSeq and is a predicted model, not a curated record. Gene Ontology annotation, biological process: regulation of ARF protein signal transduction. Bases 188 to 5749 code for a protein of 1853 amino acids. NCBI's taxonomy places the organism in Eukaryota, Metazoa, Arthropoda, Insecta, Hymenoptera, Athaliidae.
GCGUGCUGGUCAAUGACAUCAUGGCAUCAAUAUUGACACGUAAUGAUCGAGGUAUUUCUACAUGAUAGUCGCUUGGUCCACGGUAUCGUGUUGGAAGUCUUGACGGUCUUGACGUUUGGCAAUAUUUUAUCGAGCUGUGUGAGAGGAUUCUGUGAAAAAUGAUGUAAAUUCAAGUAUAAAAUCAAAGAUGAGUAUCGGUAAGAUGGCCUGUCCUGGAGGCGGCCUGUACGUUGUCGAGGGUGAAGUCAGCCUGCUUAUGACAGCUAUGCGCCGAGGUGCCCGAUGGUCUUCACAUUCUCAUCAGGAUGAAGAUCAGGAUACACUAAUGAAAGGAUUAGCAUCUUUGAAGGAAGCGCUGAAUGAUGCAGACAAUCUAGCUCAGCUAGAACCUGGUGUAUUUUUAGCCCCAUUUCUUGAAGUCAUCAGAUCUGAGGAAACAACUGGCCCUGUCACUAGUCUAGCACUAUCGGCAGUUAACAAGAUUAUCUCAUAUGGCCUCAUUGAUCCUGACCAUGGUGCAGUUGCUUCCUGCGUUGAGUCUGUUGCUGAUGCUGUUACUCAUGCAAGAUUUGUGGGAACAGAUGCAUCAGGAGAUGGGGUAGUUCUCAUGCGAAUUUUGCAAGUCCUCAGAGGUCUUAUGUUGGCUCCUGCCGGUAACUUUCUCUCAAAUGAGAGUGUAUGUGAAAUUAUGCUCAGCUGCUUCAGGAUAUGCUUCGAAACAAGACUCAGUGAGCUGCUGCGACGGACUGCAGAGCACUGUUUGAGGGACAUGGUACAGCAUUUGUUCACCCGACUACCACAAUUUGUAGAUGAUACAAGAGUCCUUUUAAAUAUGAAAAAAAUGAGAACCAAUGGCAUGGAAAAUACUCGCACUAAGAACAGAAAAAAUAAGACCUAUGCCAAACAAAAAUCGAAAUUAACUCCUGAUGACGAUGAAAGUGAAACUCAACUUCUUAGUCCUGUUGAAAGAGUGAGAGCUGGUCAUUUAGCAACUACGCCUGUUACACCGAGUAGUAAUAUCGUUGACAUGCAGGGAUCGCUAGAUCGUGGUACUCCAGACCGUGCAGAUGAAGAAAAAAAUGAGAACAAAGAUAAUUCCAGUAAAACUGAAGAGCCAGAUAAAAGUCAAAUAAUUACAGAGGCUAAGGAACAAGAUAAAGCAAACGAUCCGACCAAAAAUGAAGAAUCUGGUAAAGUUGAAAAUAAAGAAAGCUUAGAAACCGGAAAAAGAUUACCAAACGAUGCAGUGAUCCAUAGUGAAGAUAAAAUAGAAAAGCCCACUGAGUUGGAGCAUAAACUUUCAUCCCCACAGAAUCAAAGUGAUACAGAGGUAAACUCAAUUGAGGAAGAAAACAAAACUUUGAAUUUAGUACAAUCUCCAACUGGAAGCAUAGAAGAUUUGUCGGUAGACGAUAAUGGUAAUACCAAUAGAGAAGCAGGAUUGCCAAAGAUAAAGGUUGAAGCUGAUCCCCCAGAAGAGUACGUAAAUACUCAAGGAGUGAGAUUUACGCCUCUUCAGCAAUUGGCACCGUAUGGAUCUCUGUGCGUUCGGGAGCUCUUUAGAUUUUUAGUUUCCCUUUGCAGCCCUCUUGAUAAGCAGAACACUGAAGUUAUGAUGCACUUAGGGCUCAGCUUGCUUCAGGUAGCGCUGGAGGUCUCCGCGGAUGCUCUUGCUAAUUUUCCGUCUCUACUGUCGCUUGUUAAAGACGACCUGUGCAGAAAUUUGAUUCUGUUACUAGGUUCAGACAGGCUGUCAAUCCUUGCAGCAGAUCUUCAAGUCUCAUUUUUAUUAUUCGAAUCACUACGAGAGUAUCUGAAAUUUCAAAUGGAGUAUUAUUUCAUGAAAUUGAUGGAGCUGGUUAAUUCAGAUUCGAAUAGGAUAACGUAUGAACAACGCGAAUUAGCAUUAGAAGCAAUAGUAAGAUUGUGGAGAAUACCUGGUUUGCCAGCAGAAUUAUAUCUAAAUUUUGACUGUGGUCUGUACUCUACAAAUCUCUAUGAAGAUCUCACGAAACUACUUUCAAAGAAUGCCUCAGCACUAUCUGCUGGCAUCCACAGUAUGCAGUUAAUAUCCCUAGAUGCUCUAAUAAUGUUGAUUGAAGGAAUAGAGUCUCGAUGUAAAGGAGUAGAGGAACAGAGAAAAGCUCCAAGACAUCCACCAUCACAUAAUUUACCCAAUAGAGAAGAAUUAUUGGCUACUAAGGCUAACAAAAGAUGGCUGGUUCUCGGGACUGAGCAAUUCAACGAAAAACCAAGGUCUGGAAUUAAUAUCUUGUCAGAACGUGGCUUAUUAGGAGGUACACCAGGGCACCCAGACCCACAGAUGAUCGCAAAGUUGUUGAGAGAAAAUCCAGGUCUGGAUAAAAAAGAAAUAGGAGAAUAUAUUAGUAGACGAGACAACAGAGCGGUUUUAGAGUGCUUUGUGAAAAGUUUUGAUCUUCGACAAACACGUGUUGACCAAGCAUUACGGCUCUAUCUAGAAUCGUUUAGAUUACCAGGUGAAGCGCCGCUCAUAUCCCUGCUGCUGGAACAUUUUGCUGAACAUUGGCACACCAGUAAUGGAGAACCAUUUGCAUCUGCGGACGCAGCAUUUACAUUAGCCUAUGCCGUAAUUAUGUUGAAUGUUGAUCAACACAAUUAUAAUGUGAAACGUCAGAAUAAUCCCAUGACACCAGAAGAGUUCAAAAAAAACUUGAAAAAAGUCAAUGGUGGUGCUGAUUUUGACCAAGACAUGUUGGAUGAAAUGUACACCGCUAUCAAAAACGAAGAAAUAGUCAUGCCAGCUGAACAAACUGGAUUAGUAAGAGAAAACUAUUUAUGGAAAGUGUUAUUACGUCGAGGUGCUGGGCCAGAAAGUAAUUAUUUGAGAGUUGGACGAGGAGGAGAACUUGUAGACAGAGAUUUGGCAAUACAUGCUUGGGCACCAGUUGUCACCGCUUUGUGUAGGGCUUACGACAAGGCCCCUGAUAGACCAUUACAACGCAGAGUCGCUCGAGCCUUUCUGAGGUGUGCCUCGAUCAGCGCCCACUACGGAAUGAGUAGUGAUUUAGAUACUUUGGUAGUUAGCCUGUGUAAAUUUACAGGUCUUGCUACAGGUGGUGAACUUGAACAGCUUGUUCUGCAAUUAGGGGGUAGUGGCCGUAGCCAAUUGGCUGCACGAACAUUAUUUGAGGUCACUCAUCGACACGGAGAUGCACUUAGAGCAUCCUGGAGAAAUGUAGUAGAUUGUUUGCAAGCAGUGUACAGAGCUAGGCUACUACCAAGGAUUCUUACAGAAGGAGAAGACUUUCUUGAUGUUUCGGGAAAAGUAUCCCUUAUUCGUGAACCUGCUACCCCCAGAGCACCCCCUGCUGAACAGAGUAUUUUAUCUAGUUUAUAUUCAUAUAUCGCGCUGGAUGCACCUCGAGUUCCACAUCCAGCUGAGGCUACAGCUCGAAGAAGAGCAACUCAAUGUGUUACAGACUGCCGACUUGAAUUGAUUAUCGCCGAAAGCAAAUUCCUACAGGUGGAGUCACUUCGGUCCCUAGUAGGAGCCCUGGUUGCAGCAAACCCCCAAGAUGAGGAUCUUUCGGUGUUUCUAUUAGAACUUCUACUUAAAGUUACGAUUCAAAAUCGCGAUAGAGUAAUGUGUAUCUGGCCGAUUGUUCAAGCGCAUAUCGAAGGGCUUUUAACUACAGCAGCUCGGGAAAAUCACGCUUACCUUCUGGAAAGAGUUGCAGUUGGAAUGUUGAGAUUAGCUAUCCGGCUGUUACGUGGAGAAGAAUUAGCUGGUGCUGUCUUACCACCGUUGACACCAUUGACCCAUCUACCCUCAGCGACUACUGCAACCUUGGCAAGGCAACUUGCAUAUGGAUUAUUCGAACUUUUAAAAACAGGUGCUGCAAACAUUCAUACGACAGAAGAUUGGAAAGUUGUGUUUAGCCUAUUGGAAUGUGCUGGUGCUGGAGCAUUAGCUCCCAAACAUUCGAAUACCGUUUUAGACGAUGUACCAAGCAGGACGUCGGUUUUAGAUCCAAGACCUGUUAGUCCAGUGCCAGAAUGGGUAUUGGUCUCUCCAACUGGUACAGAAGCACCUCUGCCAGUCACUGCGGAUAUAAUUAUUUUGGACCGAGAUCUACACGAUCAUGAUCCAGCUGCACUUGUUAAAUGUUGUGAAAGCCUUGCAUUUCUAGUAAGAGAUGUUGCUCAUGUGACACCGUUCAACUUUGAAUUGUGUGUACGAUGUGUCAGAACUUUUGCAGAGGCUGUAUUAAUUGGUGCUGGAAAGCGCCACAGAGCCCAGAGUACACAGGAAGAACCGGCUGGGUAUCAACAAACGCCCAUUCAAUUGCUCGAUUUAAUGCACACACUGCAUACUAGAACAGCGCAAGUAUUUCGGUGGUGGGCUGAAGAGGGAGGUGCUGCUGAGGGAGUUUCUUUGUGGCCUCAGGGGUGGCGACCGUUGCUGCAGGGAAUAGCGAGACUGUGUUGUGAUGCGCGAAGGUCUGUCCGAACAUCUGCUGUAACUUACCUGCAGAGAGCUUUGUUAGCUCAUGAUUUAGCUCAAUUAGCCGCGGCGGAAUGGUCGCAAUGUCUGGAACAUGUUUUAUUUCCAUUGUUGGCUCAGCUUUUGGGUCCAAUAGCCCCAAACGACCCCAUUGGGGUAGAAGAAACCAGAGUUCGAGCUGCAACCUUGCUUUCAAAAGUAUUCCUGCAUCACUUAACUCCGUUGCUGACACUGCCUGGAUUUUUACCGAUAUGGCUCACUGUUCUAGAUUUACUAAAAGCAUAUAUGCAUGCUGAUAAUAGUGAAUUGUUAUUUGAAGCUAUUCCUGAGUCGUUGAAGAAUAUGUUACUUGUAAUGGCAUCGGCGGGAGUAUUAGCUUCAAGUUCGAAUUUGUGGUUACCAACGUGGCGAGCAAUUGAUACUUUCCUUCCCAAUUUGAAGAUUGAAUUAUUCCCAGAGCCAGCGCCACAACCACCUCAACAUUCUAAGCCACAAGUUGUGACUCUAGUCGGCCAUCAGCAACCUUCAUUUCCAAGUCCGAUUGCACCUCAACCAGAAAUGUCUUCUCCAACGCAUUCUCCACCCCAAUCUGAACCAAUCAGAGAAAUUCCAGUUACCGAUGCGCAAGUAGCUCCUGCAUCGCCAAUCACAAUUAAAUCAAAUUCCGCAACGACAAUGCCAAUUCCAGUAUCAGUGCAAUCUCUCGCGCUUGAGAACAAGGAACCUCAACAAGUCAUUACGCUCGUUAAUCAACCAGCUCCAAGCGUAGCUAGCCCUGUAGCUGUCCAACCAAUGGCCCAGCAGGUAUUCGAACUUCCUCGUGGAUUAAAUCAAGAAACAAAAUUCGAAGAUGAAGAACAGCCACAAGUUGAUUUUGAACAACAAAGUCACCAAAAAAUUCAUCAACAUCCAACAACGGAUAUAGAACAGCCAUAUCCUGCACCGCAGCCGGCGGAAUUCGAUAACGAUAAAUCUCUUGGAGAAAAUGACCAACAUAAGCUUGUUAAACAGCAGAAUGAAGCGCAAAUUUUUGUGGUUCAACCGCCACAACCACAGCACCAAUAUUUGCAUCUACACCAACAACAAGCGCAUCAACAACAGCUCCAGUAUCCGGGGGUGGCUAGUCCAGUUCAUCAAGUACAUCUGUCUUCUUCUCCGGUCAUGACUACUGAGGGAACCUCGUCGGCUACUGUCUUUAACUCUGCAGCAUAUUUCUCAGAAGAUCCGGCGGCGGACCGACUUUUCGCAGUCACCACGCCGUGACAACUGUACAUUCUUUAUGUAUAUUGUAUCAUAUAAAUUUUAUUCUUAAGUUUUAUCAAACUCCUUAUUAAAAAUUUACAGGUAUGAAAAAAAAUGAAACGAACAGGCACUCCAGUAUCUUUGGCUUGUAUGUUUGGUACAGCGAUAUAAUAAUAACAAUAUUAAUUAUACAAUAAUAAUUCUUUGUAUAUAAAGUUCUCUUUGUCAUGGCACCUGGUGAGUAAAUAAUUAUACAGAAUAUGAUUAUAACAUAUACAACCUGAAAUAUAUAUAAAUAUAUAUGUAUAAAAUAUUGAAUAAUACGAAUUUAUACAGAUUAA